UUACGUGCAGCGGGGGCUGAAAUGGAAAACAGAAGGCCCAAGUGCAUGUCCGGGCCUGUGCAUGCUUUCAAAAGAAGCGGAGGAGGGGAGAACUGAUUUCCUCUGUAAAGAGAAGGGGAGGAGAGAGACUGGAGAGGGGUGUCAGUGGCUGGAGCCUCCAGGACGUGCACACUGGGGCUGCUGUGAUUAGGACACGGCGGGAGACCCGAGAGAGGGAGAGAAAAGGGGGCACAGAGUGAAAGUAAAAACGAAAGAGACUAUCCGAAAAGAGAGUGGAAAAUACCAGAAGGGCAGCACACCAACCUGAGAAGGACAGAGAGAGAGAGAGAGAGAGAGGGAGAGAGAGAGAGAGAGAGGUGUGCUCGUGAACAGAACAUAACUUCGCAGUUACUCACGCACACGGAAAGCAGCGCAGAAUUUAUCGACAGUCAUUAAACUUUUACUCGCCAUAAAGUGGAACGUCAUAAAAACAAAGCAUGAUGGGUAACACAGAGCGGAUGGGCCGGUAGAAGCAUGUUACCCACAGUUUUAUUGCUUCUAUCAGUGUUUACUGUUCGAGGAAGCGCUUGCGAUGAUCUGAAGAGAGAAACAGUCAGCAAUCUGCAGGGCUCCAUCGAGCAUGAAGAACAGAUUGGAUUUCUACAGGUGUUUCCGAAAAACUACUAUGUACAGCAUCAUUUCAAUGGCAGCACACAGUGUGAAGACUCGUGCUGUGUGUUCAGUGCAGCCUUCCUCCUGUCAGACUCCUGGAAGCAACUCCUGCAGCAUGUUGAACGGAUUCACAUGAAACAUAUCUUAAUUGGUGACCUGAUUUUUACACUUGAUAACAUUUGGAAAGAGAGUUUCCAGGAAACACCAAAUCCCUCCGUCUUCCCGUCUUUCCACUCCUCCCCUAGAGCUCUGCUCACCUUCACUUCUGAUGUCCUUUCUAAAUGGCUGGCCCUGGACUGCCCUGUUGAGAAGUUCGGCUGUGUAUUCCCCUCUCCAGCACCUAUGUUCACCGACAGAAAAGAGGAGCAAGAGAAAGAACACAGGGUCACUGAUGGAGAACUGGUUGAGGAGGAGUCAGAAUAUGGGAAAGAAGGAGAAAGAGAAAAAAGAUGGCUUACUGUCAUGCCAAAGAAUGGGGACGUGGGGUUGUCUGCUUCACCAGCCUUCUUCCUUUGUAUUCUUUGUUGUCUGAGGAUGCUGUUGGAUGUGAUACUGAACGAGCUCGGUUGAGGCAGGAGCUUCAUCCAGAAUGUAACUCUGUGAGAUCCCGGCUAAUAAGCCAUGACACAGCUACUGCAGUAAGCUUGGUAGGACAUACUAAGUCAGGUCAAUGUUUGUUUGUAAUGAAGAAGUAUUUGCUGCUGGUUUGGUGCUGGUGAUGGAAUGGUAGAAUGGCUUCCCUUCCUGAGCUUGUUCCAUAUAAACCUUGGAGCCAGUUGAUCACUCAAUAGAAAGUGAUGUUUCAGCUUGCAAAAUGUUGAUUGGUAGAAAAGAAGUACUCUCAAGUCACACUGUAACCACUAUAUCCUGGUCAGGGUCCUGUGAGCAGAGGGUGCGAGGUGGGAAUACACCCUGGAUGAGAUGCCAGUUCAUUGCAGAGCAAAGAAGUAUUCACAUGAUAUUGCAGUUUGUGAUACAAACCUGUCAUUCUGAUAAAAAAAAAAAAAAUAGCUAGGAGUUAAUACAUGAAUGAUAAAAAAAAAUAACAAAUGGAGUAAAAAUGGAAUAAAAAUAAGGUCCAUAGCCCAUACACUUCGUUUAACUUUAAGCACUUUACUAAUCAUAGUAUAACAUUUCUACAAAACUGUUUUAUGAUAGAUUUGUCAUAACAUUUAUGGUUUCUUUGGAUCCACAUGAACUUUUAAGACAGUCCUAGCAGAUUUGUCUCCAAUAGGAAAAUGUUAGAACUUUUUGAAUGUUUUGAAUUUAAAGUUCUUAAAAUAGCUUCAUCAGUUAAAAAUGAUUUUGCACUCAGUAUAUGUUCUCAUCCUUAUUUAGUACAACCUCACUCAUAUUUACAGUAAUUGAUACAAUUUUGUCAGAUUUCACAAGAAGCUGUAGCUAAAUCCAAACCUCUUACGUUGAUUGUUCACAACUUUCUUAUUAUUAUACUUUGUGCAAAUGAUCAUGCAUUUAAAAUAACAAAUGCUAAAAUGGUGACUUGACAUCAUUUUGUAUGCUAGAUAGAGACAUGGAAUAAUUUGAACAGGACAGUGUGUAAAUAUAAUGUGUGCCCUCAUUCUGAGCACAUUUUCCAAGGAAAGGAAACCAGUGUUUUUAUUACCCUUCUGCGUAGACAUGUCUCUUACAUUCUGGUAAACCAGACAAAUCCUUAGGCUUGAGGGAAUGGAAAAGGCAAAAUGAAGUUCUUCUUGUACAUGACUUAUUAUUUUGGAGACUCUUUACACUGCAUACUAUAGCUGUGUAAAACUGCAACUUUUUUGCCUUUACCAGUCCUCUGCCUUUUUUCUGAGUAACUGCCAUAGAAGCUUUGAGAAUUUAGUAGCCAACAGCUUGUCAUCUAAUGAAUUUUGUGGAAAGACUGUCCAGUAUAAUGCUCUAUAUGCAUUACUGUUUCAGCUUUUAUACACAUACUCUUCUGCACUUUCACUGCACUAAUAGUUUCCAUCCCUGUUGGUUGUGUUUUUGUAGUCCUGCUGAAGGACAUUCCUUUAGUGUUAUGCAGGAUGUGAGCGUUUGACUAAAAGAUUUUUGAAACACUGACUGUAGAACUUAAUUUUCCAAGAUUGCACAAUACAAAACUCAAUAGAUAUACUCAGUAUUAACAAUGGUGUCACCAGCAUUUUAAUGCAAUAAAUCAUUGCCUUGAAAAUAACCCAGUUGCAAUAAGCUUGUAGCGAUCAUGUUAGCUAUGUAUGCUAGUGCUCAAAAUAUUAUCAACAGUAUUUCAGGAACAGUUUUGCAUUCUUACAUUGUUUACAUGAUUUAAGUUGAUGGCUUGGAUGCUACAGAUAAAAAGCUCUCACUGUAUUUCACUGAUACUAUAUAUCAUGCAAAUGAAUCGAUUUAUAUGUGUGGUUUGAAGAUGUUUCAACAAAAACAUGUAUGUAAUGUACAGAACCUGUGUGUAUAUCUAAUAUACAAAUUCUGGAAAAAAAAAUUAGCAAAUAUUACAUCUGUUAAUAAAAUACACAAUGUA
Pangasianodon hypophthalmus (striped catfish) is the source of this 3151-nucleotide messenger RNA. RefSeq lists its product as uncharacterized. The coding region runs from base 514 to 1221 and encodes 235 amino acids. The transcript has 5 exons. The record is from RefSeq and is a predicted model, not a curated record. Lineage: Eukaryota; Metazoa; Chordata; Actinopteri; Siluriformes; Pangasiidae.